UCUUCCUUAAAGCUUAUAGUGGAUUAGCUAUUAUCGACUGCUGCCGCACCAGCAUCACUCUAUAGAAUUGGUGAAGGAAGGAAGAUAGGCACCGCCGUGCACACAGUUAAGCAUAUUUAACAUUUUCCACGGCAUUAGCUCGUCGAGAAUGUGCUGCUCCUGUUCAGUCUUCUUGUGCAUCGGUUGACUUUGGCAAGCGCAUCGAAGUAGGCUGCCGUAUGUAUAGUCGCAUCGGAAUCUCUGGAGGAGUAGAGCUGAAAAGAUCCAACAAAUUAGCAUCUGUGGAAAGGGCUUCUGAUUCCUUACGUAGACGUACAACGAUGGAUCUUUAUAUUAGUACCACUUCGCCGGCUAUUUAGCGCAGCUCGUUAUUUUCUUUUUUGUCAUCUCGCGUCUCCAUGUUUAAGACGGCCAAUUACCCUACGGUGGAUCCUGCGCCCACCAUCAUGCACGGGACCUGGUUUAGCACGGCGUGUGGAGCAAACACGCCCGUGGCGGUGGAGAAAUCCAAGAAGAAAACGUUUAACCUUGUCAAAAUGAUGUCUCUUGGCAACAAGAAGGGCCAAAGCAAGCACCAGCAACACAACAACAACAUGCCAUUCACCAUCCAUUGUCAGAUCGGGAAAGAGAUCAAACACAUUUGCAGCAACUGCAGCCGUGGAAACGAUACUCUGGACGCCGAGGAAGUGGAGAGGCUGGCGGCCAUGCGCUCAGAGUCGCUGGUUCCCGGCGCCCACAGUCCUCCCAUCCGACGCCGAAGCAAGUUCGCCACGCUGGGGCGGCUGCUGAAGCCCUGGAAGUGGAGGAAGAAGAAGAGUGAGAAGUUCAAGCAGACCUCUGCCGCUCUGGAGAGGAAGAUGUCAAUGAGGCAAAGCAGGGAUGAGUUGAUCAAGAGGGGUGUGCUGAAGGAGAUCUUUGAAAAGGUGGAAUUCCGGUCCUCCAUGGAUGGGGGCCUAUGUACUCAGGAGCCCACUAUAAAGUCUGCUAUGGUUCGGCCGGCCAAGAAGUCCUUCACGUACCCCGGGGACCUUCAAAACACCCCGGCCAAGCCCCCGUUGUACCACAAACAACCCCCCGCCCUGCCACCCAAGCCCUUCUCCAGAAUCUCCAACCACAGCACAGAUUCGUGCCAGCUGAUCCGGCUCCCCCGCAUGCCCGGAGGCAAGCUCUCCCCCCCUCUGCCUCCCAAGAAGGUGAUGAUCUGCAUGCCCCCCGGCGGCGCCGUCGACGCCCUCUCCUCCUCGGUGUCCCCCAGCCCGCUGGGCGGCGGCGGCGGCUACCCCCAGAAGUGUCCCCCUCCGAAGGGCCUGCUGUCCCACCACCACCACCAACACCACCACCACCCCGCCGCCGCCCUGCUGGCCUCCCAGCUGGCGGGCCUCUCCAGCCUGCACCGCCAGAGCCACGGCCACCCCAUGCAGCUGCAGUACGGCAGCAUCCACCGGCCCAGCCGCAUCAUCGAGGAGCUCAACAAGACACUGGCCCUCUCCAUGCAGAGGUUUGAGAGCUCUGCCCUGCACGGCGGCGGUGGCCAGUGCUCCAUGCUGGACAGGAGAGAGGUCCCCUCGCAGAUGAUCGACUGCGAGGAGGACAAGGAGAACCUGCCCAGCGAGUCGGACUACGAGGACCUGCCCAGCAUGUACAAGGACGAGGACGAGGACGAGGAUGAGGACGAGGACGACGACGACGACAUAUUCACCAGUACGUGGCCCCCCAGCGGGAUGCUUCCCAGCUGGAGCUUUUAUAGGAAAGGCACCCUGGCCCUGAAGGUGCUUAGGAAAGACUCGCUGGCCAUCAAGCUGAGCAACCGGCCGUCCAAGCGGGAGCUGGAGGAGAAGAACAUCCUGCCGGUGCAGACGGACGAGGAGAGGACAGAGUCCCGGCAGCAGAUCGGCACCAAGCUGACGCGGCGGUUGAGUCAAAGGCCGACGGCUGAGGAGCUGGAACAGAGAAACAUCCUCAAACCUCGCAACGAGCAGGAGGAGCUGGAGGAAAAGCGGGAGCUCAAACGAAGGUUAUCGCGCAAGCUGAGCACGAGGCCCACGGUGGAGGAGCUGAGGCAGGCCAAGAUCCUGAUCGCCUUCAGUGACUACGUGGAGGUGUCAGACGCCCAGGACUACGACAGGAGGGCCGACAAGCCCUGGACCCGCCUGACGGCAGCCGACAAGGCCACCAUAAGAAAGGAACUCAACGAUUUCAAGAGCAACGAGAUGGAGGUGCACGAGUCAAGUCGCCAUUUAACCAGGUUCCACAGACCCUAACAGUAGACCACCACUGUCUUUGAGGAAAGCCGGACGGGGGGGGCUCUCCUCCACUGAGAACCUUAAGUGCUGGACAGUAACUGAUGACCAACCCACCCCCCCACCCCACCCCUCUCCCCCUUUCUACAACAAGGCCAUGUCUUCUGAAAUGCCUUUUUCCAGGACCCACGCAACACAACUCGAGUUGUGCGACCAAUUUGUAGAAAACACACCUACCAACUGCUACUGCUACAGCUACAGCUACUACAACGAGUGGUUCACAAAACACCCCACCGCAAACCCCUCGCUGGCCCCCUGGACAGCGCCUCAGGUGCCUCCGUGGACGGGACCCUUGGGAUGGGCAGGGCUAUGAUGACCUCACAACCAUCCCUGAGGGGUUGGCUCGCGAUUCGCUCACCAUGCUCCCACAGGAGCCCCUCACAUCGCUUGAGGACCGCCGGGAGGCAGGGGAAAGGAAAUCUGGCUCCUCGGAAGCUCCAAUCAUGUGCAAUAUUUUUCUGUGCUCUCCUUAGGUCCAAGCGUCAUCUAGUGGUGUCCCCGUCUUAUUGCUACUUAGCCCCCCCCAGUCCCACUGUACCGAAGACGUUGAUAUCAAAUUGCUAACUGUGAAUUUUGAGAGUUUGGGCAGUGCUUAGGCUCUCUACAAUUGUACAUUUUGUUUAUACUAUGGUAGGAAAGUAUCAUUUAAAAAGGAAAAAAAAUAACAUACUAUACUAUAUUUAAUUUUUACCGAAACGAUAAAUGUUUUAAUCAUUUUUUUGUUUUGGUAGGAUGCAGUUGGCAAGUACAUUAUGCAUACGUUAACUUCUGUUUUUUAAAUUCGUUUGUCAGUUCGGAUCAUUCAUCAUAGAGGCACUUUUGAAUCUGAAUUGAGUCUUAACUCUUUAACACAUGUCAGGGGUCGUUACAUCUCACAGAAGCGCAGGGCUCUCCAUGCUGUUUUUGUAACGUUUUCUCUUCAUUUGCAGCCGUGUUUUUAAUGACUUGUUGCUCAACAAAUGCGUUGAGUCCCACACUCCGCUUCUGCAUUAAUACUACGUUUGUACGCUAUUAAAUUAGCAAUACGUGUCCGUAGAGAGAGUAGGGGAGGGCUGCAGGUAUUUUAGCUUUUUAUUUUAUUUUUUUACUCUCGCUUGCUUGCCUACCCUUGUUUUAGGGUUUUAUUUUUUUGAUACUUUCUAUAAAUAUGGCCUAUAUCAGCCGGACUUCAAUGAGUUAUAGGAGGACUUCAUUGGCCAACUAAAGAUGGCAGUUUUUAACGAAUGUAGUUGGAAAAAAUCUAUUGAUUCCCAAUCUUUUAAAGGCAAAAUAUCCAGUUAAUUUGGUAGAACACUAAAAAAUAUAGCCUUUUUUAAAUGUAUCCAGCGGAAGGGAUUGCAUGGGAAGAGUUUAGUUGUAAAAAUGUGACUGUUCUUAAUGGUCAAGAUUCAUGAAUAUUAAUAAUCGUUUUAGUUUUGUUCUAAGCCAAUUUGCUUUGUGUUUCAAAUUGUCAUGUUACAAGUCCAUUACUGCUUAUAAGCUAUGGCGUAUACAGGUGCAAAAUAUUUAAGAUUUUUUUUGUUGCGUUGUUGUACACUGAGGUCAAUUGGAGCAGAUCAAAUGGCUCUCUGGGCCAUCCACUUUAUUGCAAAAGGAUAAAACCAAAUGCUCCCUCGUUAUUGAAGAUUGCUAGCAUGGCAACUGGGACAUAGACGGCACUUACAUUUAUUUAUGAAGAUGUAUGAUUUGUGAGAGCGAAACUUCUCAACCUAGUUAAUGGGUUGCCCUUGCGGUGUCCCUGUUUUACAAUUAUUUUUGUAUUUAAUUUUUUACAUUUCCCUCCUCCCCUCCCCCCUUAGGGUGGGGGAGGAGGGAAAACACCAUUUUAGGAAUAUAAGAUGGUGUUUUGCGUUAAAUCCAACCGCUAGCUUCCAUGUGAUUCCAGCAUCAUGCCAACGUCAGCUUAGGACAUUAGUCAUAUGUACAAUACAAAAUAGUUGAUCUGAAAACUCAUGAAUGAUUCUCUUUUUCUACACUGUUGUAUUACUUGAGCCACUUGGUCACAGACCACAGGUCCACUUUGCUGGAAUCAAGGAAAAUGAAUUCAGCAAUAAUCUGUUUCCUUCUACGUGAUUGCUGAGAUUGAACAUUCGAAAGAGAUUUUUUUUUUCUCACAUUUGAAGUAAAUUAUCAUGUAAAGGAUACAACAUGUUUAUUAAAUUCCAUUUCUGAAUGCUU
This is a messenger RNA of Gadus macrocephalus (Pacific cod), 4478 nucleotides long. Its product is annotated as phosphatase and actin regulator 1-like. Bases 399 to 2261 code for a protein of 620 amino acids. Gene Ontology annotation, biological process: stress fiber assembly; cell motility. Gene Ontology annotation, molecular function: actin binding. NCBI's taxonomy places the organism in Eukaryota, Metazoa, Chordata, Actinopteri, Gadiformes, Gadidae. The record is from RefSeq and is a predicted model, not a curated record. The transcript has 12 exons.